Solea senegalensis (Senegalese sole) is the source of this 7195-nucleotide messenger RNA. It is a transcript of the gene mroh1, whose product is annotated as maestro heat-like repeat family member 1. Gene Ontology annotation, cellular component: cytoplasm. NCBI's taxonomy places the organism in Eukaryota, Metazoa, Chordata, Actinopteri, Pleuronectiformes, Soleidae. The transcript is spliced from 45 exons. The record is from RefSeq and is a predicted model, not a curated record. The coding region runs from base 238 to 5148 and encodes 1636 amino acids.
CAUGAUGAGGCGUGUUUACACCUGCAGACUCCGACACAGCAGACAGUCCUGUCCGUGUGUGUGUGUGUGUCAGUGACAGGGACAGGGACGUCUGUUGUCCCGGCUAAAGACAAAGGCAGCGUGUCUGUGGGGCUAUUGUUUCUCGGACACUGAGCUGGGAGUUGCUUUAAGAAGCCCCUGUGAGGAGGAAAGCAUCUUCUACCACAGGCUCUUUCUGAGGAGCUCUUUCUGCCCACCAUGGAUGAGACAGAUGUUGAACAAGUGACCCUGGCUCUUCUAGAUGCAGCCACUGAUAAAGACCCAGAGGUCCAGAGGCAGGUCAGAAAGUCUAUGCUAACCCUGGGAAAGCUACAGCCAGACCGAGUGUUAGCCAUGUGUCAGGACUACCUCCUGAAACACCCAAAGUUGGUCGUGAGCCACAGAGUUGUGAUUCUUCAGACUAUUGAGCUGAUUGCUGGCUGCAGGAUAGAGGAGAUCAGUUCCCCCAGAAUAAAAAGCAUAAUCUCUCUAGCAUCAGAUGAGAUGACACGAUCAAAAGAGGUCAUCCCUGACUGGCAGCAGGCAGCCAGUAAUAUCUUGGUUGCUGUUGGUAACAAACAUAUCAACGACGUCAUGGAGGAGAUACUAAACAAGUUUCAGCCGGGGGUCCUUCCUCAUUUCUUUGUCAUCCAAACACUGGCCAAUCUCUCUGAUUCCAAUGUUUAUGGCAUGGUGCCCUUCCUGAAUGCUAUUCUUGGCACCUUGUUGCCCAUGUUGAGCAUGGCUAAACAUGAUAACAUGAAAUGGGCCUUCUCUUCUGCUCUGUGUCACUUCAGCGACAGUAUAUUAGAGUAUCUGGCCAAUUUGGACAAGGCUCCAGAUCCCACAGUCAGGAAAGACACUUUUUCCAGUGAAAUCUAUGCUGCUUAUGAAAUUCUCUUUAAUAAUUGGAUACAAAGCAGGGAGUCUAAGUUGAGGUUAACUGUGGCUGAGGCAGUUGGCUCUAUGUGCCAUCUGAUGGCCAACGACAAACUGGAGGAGCAAAUUCCCAAACUCAUUCCCACCAUGCUUUCGCUAUACAAGAAAAACAAUGAGCACUUCAUCAUCAGCAAGAGUCUGUGCCAAGUGCUUGAUGCCUCUGUCAACAUGGGCAGCAGAGUGCUGGAGACCCAACUCGACAGUCUGCUCCUUGCACUACAUCACCAGGCGUCUGCCCCCAUUGACUACAAUAACCCUCCUACUGUCAAGAACCACAAUGAGGUCCUGCGCUGCUUCAGCUUAUUAGCAAACUCCUUCCCAGACCGACUGGUUAUGUUUGUACUUCAGAAGUUGGAAAACAGUAAUGAGCGGAGUAGGAUGGGCUCCCUGGCUGUCCUUCGCCACCUCAUCAACUCCACCACUUCUACAAUGGAGAACAAAAAGUUGCUGAUUCUGGCCAGCAUCAGACAACCAAUGGCUGACCACAGCAACAAGGUGAAGAAGCGUGUGGUCCAAGUGAUCAGUGCAAUGGCUCAUCAUGGUUAUCUGGAGUUAGAGGGAGGGGAGUUACUUGUUCGAUUCAUAGUUCAACAUUGUGCCUUACCUGACACAUACCAGCGUGACGAGAAGCCCACAGAUCCAGAAGAGGUGACAAAUGAGUCCCUGAGGACAAUGUGUGACAACACCCUUCAUCUCCUGACCACCACUGUGGGACGUCUAGCUGAUGUGCUCUGGCCCAAGCUGCUGUACUAUUUAACCCCUUCCCAGUACAGCAAUGCCACCACUCCUCUGUGUAAGAGUCUGAUAGUACUGGGCAACAAGAAGAAACAAAACCAGGAGCCCAGCUGUAACAUAAACUUUACACAGGAAGUCAACCUCCCUUCUCCUCAAACACUAAUGAUCAGACUGCUGGUAAAUGCAGCGUUCCCAUUCAAUAGCAGAGGUCAUGGAGCGCCGUCCCUGUCUCUCCUUCAGAUCCUCGGUAUCAACAUUCACCCCAACACAGAGAUUCUCUGGGAGAAAGAGAUACCUGCUCUGCUGAGUAUACUAGAUGAGUCUACAUCACAGAGCCUGGAUAAGAAGCACUGGGAUGAAAAGCUGCUCAAGUUCUUGUCUAAAACCCUGGCGACUAUUGAUGAUGACAAGUGGGUGUGUCAGUUGACAGGCGAGGCAACGCGUUAUCUCUCCACGUACAACAACGCCUUAGAGGAGAAGAAGUUCCUGUAUCAGUGUAUAGGAGUGACUCUUCAACAAUGUUUCAACAAGGAGGUGGUGAAAAAACAACUGCAGGAAGUCCUGCUCACAGCACGACACAAUGACGCCUUGGAAAGAGAGGGAGUUGCAUUAGGCGUUGGUCUGUGUGCCAACAGCCACCUAGAGGGAACUCUGGCUAAGCUGGAUGAGUUUGGCAAAUCAGACGCCUUCAAGAAGUCGCCAAGCAUUUUCAACCUGCUCAAAGAACGUAAUGAUGUUGAGGUAGAGAAGGUGAAGAGCACAUUAAUCCUGUGUUAUGGUCAAGUGGCUCUAAACGCUCCUCCAGAAAAGAUACUAAAUCGCAUUGAUCAAGACAUCCUUCGCUGCAUCAGCAAACACUUCAAUACCAAGGUUCUGGGGAUAAAAGUAGAGACAAAGGACCUGACUAUGAAACUGAGUUUGAUUCAGAGUGUAGGCCUCAUUGCCAGAGCCAUCAGUGAGUGUGUGAAGAAACAAGGCUACGUCUUCUCCCGCAAACAGGAGCUCAUCACUGUUAUGCUGGAUUUUAUAAAGGCAGAGCCAGCUGAUACAUUACGGACUCCAGUACGCCAUCUUGUGAUGACCACUUGUGCCAACUUAUUACCACUGGAUCCUGUGCUGAGUGAGAAUGAGAUCUUUGACCUGCUAAAGGUGUGUGUCAACAGUGUUUUUUCUUUGCCACCUGAGACGCACACUCCAGAGAAAACUAAAGAAGAAGAGAUACUUGACCCCAAGAAGAGAAAGGCAUUAUACAAAGACACGAUGGCUGCACUGCAGGAGCUGCUGAAGAGUGUAUUGGCCAAGGAGCCCACGCCUGAUGGCCUGCAGAAUGUCUUCAAGCACAUUGAAUCAUGGUUGAGCUCCGGACAGGACCACCAGAGAGAGAGAGCUAUCAUAGCAACUGCUCAUGUUCUGUCCUACUACCUGGAUAACCUGACUGUCAAGAACAUGGUUUCAUUCCACAACUUUGGAGCUCUGCUUGGUCGACUGUCUCCUCGCUGUUCUGACCCUCACCCCGCUGUACGCCCUGCUGCUGUUGACUGUAUAUACGCGCUGCUUUAUAUACAGCUACGUUAUGAAGGUUUUGCACUAGAUUAUAAGGAUGAAUCUGUUGACGGUCUGUUGACCCUAAAAGAACAGCUGGAAAACCCUGACCACUCUGUUCUCUACAAGACCUGCUCUGACCUCACCAAGGUGAUGAGUAAACGUCUGCCUCAGCAGCAGCUGGCAACGUUGAUCUUCAUGUUGUUUGAAGGGCUCGUCGACACUCAGACAAACUGUUGCAGAGCUUCAUCUGUCAUCCUGAACACACUGCUGAAAAACAGAGGAGCGGGACUACAAGAACUGGUACCAGAGAUGUUGGAGGUGCUCCAUACACGUCUGCAGAGCAUCACGGAGGAGCAGGUGAGAGUGGCGGUAGGACAGACGGUGCUAAUCCUGGCUUCACAGCAUCUACAGACUGUCAUAAAUGCACUAAUUAACCAACCACUCCCUUAUGACAGCUGGACCAGUGAAAUGUGGAUGGCCUUGGGGGCAGAUCCUAUUGUAGCCAAUCAGAUCAUAGAGAUGGUGAUGGAGAAGCUCCUGAUCAUGGCGCCCUACAUAGACAAAAAGGAGAAUAUGAUAAGAGGAGGCUCAACAAAGAUGGCCACAAAUCAGCCACUGGCCAUGACAUGUGGUCUUAAAGAGCUGUUAUUAAAUGGCCAGAGUCAGGAGCCGGCUGUCAGCCAGUUUCCUCAGCUCUUUUCCUGUCUCAUUGUCAGAGUAGGAGCAAGUGUCGGAGUCUCCGCACCAAGGGACAACAACACUAAAUCCACAACCCCCAUCCAUGUAGCAGGGGUCGCCACUGAUGCUCUGAAAAUCUUGUUAGCACGAGCCCAAUUAGAUGAGGUGAUGAAACGGAUGGAUGAGGAUAAUACCUGGGACGCAAUGAGAGAACCAAACACACACAUCUCUGGAAUUACACUACUAGCGAGGGCAAUGGCUAAACAUGCUGGUCCCAGGUUGCCUGCCAUUCUGGAGUGUCUGUGUCCCUCCCUGAACAACAUCUAUGAAUGCCAGAGAAUCACCGUCACUGCUUUUUUCUCUGAGCUGUUGAACCAUCAUGUGGUGACAGAGCUGAUGUUGAUAGAUGUUUUAAUGAACAACAUGAUGGAGAGGAUAUCGGACCCUAGUUGCACUGUCCGCAUGCUGGCUGUGCGAGGGCUGGGAAAUAUCGCAGUGGGAUCUCCCGAAAAAGUGAAUAAAUAUGCCAAAGAGCUGCUAGCAGCCAUGAGUUCUGGCAUGGAAGAGAAAGAUGAUCCAGGUAAACUGAUUACUCUUGAGGCCAUGUCAGGUCUGUCCAAAGUUCUCCUGUACCUGGACAAGAAGAAUGUCCACUUACUGGUGGUGUACAUCUUCAUGAAGAUUAAACCAUUCUUGGAAAGUGAGAAUGAUGAAAUCCGCUGUGCCUCCAUCCACCUAAUGGGGAACCUGUCCAAAUUUGGCUCUGGAGAGCAAGUGUUUAAAGACCAAAUCCACAAUGUUCUGGUCAGUCUGCUGCUCCACCUGGUGGACCCGAAUGCACAUGUGGUUAAGGCGUGCAAGUUUGCGAUGCGUGUGUGCGCUCCUGUGGUGGGAUCAGAUCAGAUCACUACCAUGUUUCAGAACCACCUCCACGAUGACAAGAGCUUACACUACGGAGAAUUCAUCAAUGACCUCACCAAGUACCUGAUCCAGGACUUUCCAAGCAUGCUGAACUUCUACCACAUAUCGGUCAUCCAGUUCUUCAAGAGCAACUGGCCUGAGGUCAGAGCAGCAGCUGCCAUGUUCAUAGGUUUUCUGCUCAGCAACCUUUCAGAGGAGCAUUUCUCCCACCUCAAUACGGGAACCAUCACUAAAGGUUUAGUGAUGCUGCUCCAAGAUCCAGAUCCAGUGGUGAGAAUGAAGGCUGCCGAGGCCAUGGGACACUUCCACUGAAACACACACACACAGAUCUACACACUAGUAUUUUUUACACAAACAUGCAGAUCCCAUCGCUGAAACAUGUAGUCAUUUAUAAAUAAAUAAAAUAUUCCAAACUACCCAGCUGAAAUGUUGUUAGGAAACCUGUGCGGCCAGAAGCCAAACUGUUACAUUUACCAGUGUUACAAUUUUCAUAUAGAUAGAUAUAUUUAGGCAUUAGCAGCUUGUAUUAGCUUCUUUUGUUACUUUAAACUGGUACUUGAAAGGAAGUGUUAAUAUUUUAGUGACCAAAGACUGUGCUGCUCUUAACAGAUUGACUGUAACAUUUUGUGUUCAGUCUGUGACAAUGCCAGAAAUAGACAGUGUUCCAUUCAGGAAAUAGACCACACUUCAAAGAGUUUUAGAAAAAAGUAUAGUUUAGUUUAUUUAGAUCAAGGGUCUCAAACUAAAAUGACCUGGGGGCCACUUUUAGAGUCUAGUCUGUAAGAAAAAAAGUCAAACCUUUUGUGGAAAUCAGCUGUUCAGCGUGAAACUGAAUCACCAUAUCAAAAUAACGAUAUUUCAUAGACUUUUGCAGUGAAACAAGAGGUAAUUCACAAUAAAAAAAUAUAUAUAUUUGUGAACAUUAAUCUGUAAAUAAAAAUAAAUGAAAAUGAUUGGGGGAUCACAAGUGGCCCACAGGCCGCAAGUUUGUGACCUGUGAUUUAGAUAUUAUGACAGGAAGCCACAAGUACAUGACCGUAUGUAAAUCCUGCUGUCCUUUAAUCAGCUUGGAGCUUUGUCCCCCACCUUUCAUCACGAUAAACGUCAAGAUUUUAGAUGUGUUUAGGUACAGUAUGUAUGAUGUAUUUAUAUGAUUUCAUUUAAAAAAAGACAGCUAAAAUGAUAAAUGCACAAGAACUACAGAACAGCAGAAAUGUCCUCUAUGGUUCGCAGCUAUGAAUGGAGGCUGUUAUUAAAAAGAAUUUAGUGUCCAGUUAGUCCGGAUCAUCUCGCCAGCACUGACCAGUUUUAGUGUCUCUCACAGCCGGACUGAUAGUUACUGUUGCACCUGAUGUCAGAGCUUCAGUUGAAGUUUAAAAAAAAUAAAUAAAAAAACAUCCCACAUCCAAUUGUAAACCAUAAAUAAGCUGUUAAAUAAGCAUAAAUCACUGCCACUCACCACACAACCUUUCAGCUCCUAAAUAAACGUCACACUGACUCGUUCACCGGUCUGUCAGUUUCACAUUAUCGACACACGUGGAUCUGUGCAGCCACACACACAUUUAUUCACUCAUUCUUCUGAACCAGCCAUACAGACCCAUGUAAACAGGCCGUGUUAGGUAGUCAGAACAAACCUGUGCAGCCAUGCUGAAGACAGUUUGUGCCAAAUGUCUGUUGACGUCCUGUAAUAUAAUAUAGCAAUGAGUUUCAUUUUUGAUUUAUGGCCCUCACUGUCUUUUCAGUGUAAUAAUUAAUGUAGUUUUAACAAACAGUUGAGGGUUUACAGGCCUCCUAAUGUAAAUAUGAAUGUUUAUUUAUGUUGGGAACGCAAACUGGUUCUUAAAUGUGUCUUAAGUUGAAUUAACUUGGCCACAUUUGUCUGAAAGUGUCAUUCAUGGGUUUUGUGUUUCUAUUGCACUUUGAGUUCCUGAUGUAGAGUUACUUUUCACAGCCCGUGUGGAGAACAGUUUUCUAAUAAUGAUAACAAUAAUAAUAAUGAUAAUAAUAAUAACAAUAGUAAUAAUGUGAUCAUUAUGGGUAAACAAACAACAAGCUGCUUCGUUUGUUCUAUAAACAGGGACUCUCAGCUUCUUGCACUUUCUGUCACAGUUUAAUUUUGGGUGAAUGGAAAUUGCUGUUAAAAACUUUUUACCACUGAUGGGGAAUUUACAUGUCAUUUUUCUCUUUCUUUAAUUUUUUACCAUGUUGAAUGUCGGUGUGAUAUUAGUAUGUAUGACACGUGGAGGUACGGCUUCUCCAAACUAUUAAUGUGUGAAUGUGUUCAGAGUGAGUGUUAAAAUGUUCAUGUUCCACAACAAAGUGGAAUCAAAUGAAGAAAUAAACAUUAAGUCAAAGAUGA